Bacillus rossius redtenbacheri is the source of this 2786-nucleotide messenger RNA. Its product is annotated as protein yellow-like. The transcript has 5 exons. Bases 2 to 1588 code for a protein of 528 amino acids. NCBI's taxonomy places the organism in Eukaryota, Metazoa, Arthropoda, Insecta, Phasmatodea, Bacillidae. The record is from RefSeq and is a predicted model, not a curated record. Gene Ontology annotation, cellular component: extracellular region.
CAUGGCGCUGCGCGUCGCUGCGGUGGUGUGGUUGGCGACACUGGCGGGCGCCGGGCUGCCGGAAGGUGAGCCCGCGGUGGAGGUCUCCAGGGUGACGCGCGGGUCGUUGUACGCGGACGGCGGGGCGGUGGCGUCCUACCACCUGGGCGGCGGCGGCGGCGGCGGCGGCGGCGAGCUGGUGGUACCUUACAACCUGGGCGGCGGCGGCGGAGAGCUGGUGGUGCCAUAUAACCUGGGUGGCGGCGGGCCGGUGGCGCCCUACAACUUGGGCGGCGGUGAGCUGGUGGUGCCCUACAACCUGGGUAGCGGCGGCGGCGGCGGCGGCUGCGGCGGCGGCGGCUGCCGCGGCGGCGGCCACGCGGCCCAGAAGCUGAUCGAGGUGUUCAGCUGGAAGCACCUGGACUACGAAUACCCCAGCAAAGAGGCGCGGCAGCGGGCGUUAGCCAACGGUGACUUCAAGCCCCCGAACUGCCUGCCCGUCGGCAUCGAGGUGUGGUGCGACAAGAUGUUCGUGACGGUGCCGCGCUGGGAAUCAGGCGUGCCGUCGACGCUGAACUACGUGUCGCUGAGCUCCAGCCCCUCCGACGGGCCCUUGCUGGUGCCCUACCCCAGCUGGGAGUUCAACCGCGAGGGCAACUGCGCCGGCGUCACCACCACGUACCGCAUCAAGGUGGACAAGUGCGACCGGCUGUGGGUGCUGGACACGGGCACCGUCGGCAUCGAGAACACCACGCGCCAGCUGUGCCCCUACUCGCUGAUGGCCUUCGACCUGCACUCGGACCGCCUGCUGCGGCGCUACACCUUCAAGGACAGCGACACCAACGCCAACACCUUCAUCGCCAACAUCGCCGUCGACGUGGGCUGCAGCUGCGACGACACCUUCGUGUACGCCUCCGACGAGCUGGGGUACGGCCUGAUCGUGUACAGCUUCCAGCAGGACGACUCGUGGCGCGUGACGCACGGCUACUUCCACCCGGACCCGCUGUGCGGCGACUUCGACAUCGGCGGCCUGAACUUCCAGUGGGAGGCGGAGGGCGUGUUCGGCAUGGCGCUGUCGCCGCCGGCCAAGGACUGCCACCGCACGCUGUUCUUCCACCCGCUGGCCAGCCACCGCGAGUUCGCCGUGUCCACGGCGGUGCUGCGGGACCGCGAGCGGGCCAUGAACAGCUACCACGAGUUCGUGGCGCUGGACGAGCGCGGGCCCCGCUCGCACGUCACGGCCUCCGUCAUGGACGACCAGGGCAUCAUGUUCUACAACCUCAUCGACCGCAACGCCGUCGGCUGCUGGAACUCGCGGCUGCCCUACUGCCCCAACAGCCAGGGGCUGGUCGACAAGGACGACGAGCGCCUCAUCUUCCCGAGCGACGUGAAGGUGGACGCGGACCGCAACCUGUGGGUCAUGUCUGACCGCAUGCCCAACUUCCUGCUGUCCGAGCUGGACUACGGCGACGUCAACUUCCGCGUGUUCUACCUGCCCGUGUCCGAGGCCGUCAAGGGCACCGUCUGCGACCCUCGCGUCGCAAUCGCCCUGCAGCAGCCGCGACAGGCCUUCGUCGGCGACUGCGGCCGCCCCCAGCUGUGGUACUGAGCCCCCGGGCGACGUCUCCCGUCACGUCUCCCGUCACGUCUCCCGUCACGUUGCCCGUCACGUCUCCCGUCACGUCUCCCGUCACGUCUUCCAUCACGUCUCCCGUCACGUCUCCCGUCACGCCUCCCGUCACGUUGCCCGUCACGCCUCCCGUCACGCCUCCCGUCACGCCUCCCGUCACGUCUCCCGUCACGUCUCCCGUCACGUCUCCCGUCACGUCUCCCGUCACGUCUCCCGUCACGUCUCCCGUCACGUCUCCCGUCACGCCUCCCGUCACGUCUCCCGUCACGUCUCACGUCACGUCUCCCGUCACGCCUCCCGUCACGUCUCCUGUCACGUGAUUUAUAAAAUUCACGUAAACGUACUCAUGCAGGGUAGAUCGUUAAAUACCCGGUGCGUUGGAGGAACCUGUCACUCUUCGCGUGAUAUCAGACUGUUGAUGUUUGUAUAAUGUCAAACAUUCUGUAAGUGAAGAAUUUCCAUGCAGGGUAAAAUGAAUUCUUAACUAUAAACAGGGUAAAGUUCUUACUUCUUCAAUCAGUGAAAUCUUACCAGCAUUUUUAUUGUUUAUUAAAAUGCAACAAAAAUGAGUGGGUGAUGUUUAAAUAGGUAUAUGUUGCUGGAACGUUAAGUUAAAUAUUGUUUCUAAACAUAAUGUAGUCGUAAUUAGUAUUUAUUACAGUGGUACCGUGGAUUCUGUUUCUGAAUCUAGUUUGAACGUCAAACUAUAAAGGAAAAAAAAUUCGAUGAAGUGUUAAUAUUUAAUUGAAUUUAAGGGGAUGUAUAUUUAACCUCACUUUAAAAUACGUUUUGAAAAUUAAAACGCAUAUAUACGUUUUUACAAUAUUAACCCACAGCACUAUAAUGAAAGCUAAAAAUACCCUAAAGUAUUAAAUUGAUUGACUAUUUUGUAAUUGAGCCGAAUUAAAAUAAUGUUCCUCUUUAUAUAUGAGUUUUGCAAUGAUGUUACCAGUAUUUUAACUGCUUAUAGUUCUUAAAUAGUAUUUGUUUUUUUAUUUUAUACUGUGUUUUUUUAUUUUAUAAUUAUAUAAUAUUCCAUUAUUUAUUGCCGCCUAAUUAUAAAUUUACUUUAAGUUUUACAAAUGUAUAUUUUUUUACCUUGUAAGUAAAACAUGUAUGUAAAUAUAAUACAUAUGUAAAUAGCCAAUGAAAUAAAAUAAAGUUUUAUUUUGGACUA